AGUGCUCACCAAUGCCACAAUCCCUCACUUUUCACCAACGAAGAAGUGGGAACACUGCUGUGAUGUCUGGGACCAUGGCGGCCGCCCUGAGAAGAAGCUUCUCCCCGUUUGUCAAGGGUCUUGGACCUUCCCGGUGGCAACAGUUGGCGUCUCGACAGCUGAGCUUGUCCCACGGUCUCUGUGGUUCCGAGUCCCCACUAGCUCGAGCUGAUGCCAUCUUCAAGGUCACCAUGAUUCCAGGGGAUGGAGUUGGACCAGAGCUAAUGACUGCUGUCAAGGACGUCUUUAAGGCCGGUGAUAUCCCUGUUGAAUUUGAGGAGUUUCACCUGAGUGAAGUGCAGCACAUGGCCAGUGAAGACAAACUGGAUCACGUCUUGUCUUCUAUGAGAAACAACAAAGUAGCUAUUAAAGGGAAGAUUCACACACCCAUGGAGUAUAAAGGAGAACUAGCUUCAUAUGAAAUGAAACUGAGGCGUAAACUGGAUCUGUUUGCUAACGUGGUUCACGUGAACAGCCUGCCUGGUUACAGCACACGCCAUAAUAACCUGGAUCUGGUCAUCAUUCGUGAGCAGACAGAGGGGGAGUACAGCUCCCUGGAGCAUGAGAGUGUGCCAGGGGUCAUUGAAUGUUUGAAGAUUAUCACCAGAGAUAAGUCACGGCGCAUCGCCAAGUUUGCCUUCGACUACGCCACCAAGAAAGGCCGAAGCAAGGUCACCGCUGUCCACAAAGCCAACAUCAUGAAAUUAGCAGACGGCUUGUUCUUGCAGAGUUGUGCAGAGGUGGCCCAGCUGUACCCCAAAAUUAAAUAUGAGAACAUAAUCAUUGAUAAUUGCUGCAUGCAGCUGGUCCAAAACCCUUACCAGUUUGACGUGCUGGUGAUGCCCAACUUGUAUGGAAACAUAAUCGAUAACCUGGCAGCGGGGCUGGUGGGAGGAGCAGGAGUUGUUCCAGGAGAAAGCUACAGUGCAGAAUACGCUGUUUUUGAAACUGGAGCCCGACAUCCCUUUGCCCAAGCCGUAGGAAGAAACAUCGCCAACCCCACAGCCAUGCUGCUCAGUUCUGCUAACAUGCUGAAGCACCUCAACCUGGAAUAUCACUCCCAGAUGAUUUCAGAUGCUGUCAAGAGGGUCAUCAAACAGGGAAAGGUUCGGACACGAGACCUUGGGGGGUACUCGACCACUGGAGACUUUGUGCAUGCUGUAGUGGAAAACCUGCGACACCGACCGGCUCACUAAGACGUUUUUCCAGCCCCACUGAUACCCCCCCCCCCCCCCCCCCCCCCCCCUGAGUCCGGGACAGUGAUCACGUUAAGACUCAUUUCCCAUCGUUGAAGUCAGAUGUGUGAGCCUGUGUUGUCAUUUCGGGGGGGGGGGGGGGGGGGGUUGUGUUUGGCUGUCGGAAUAAGUGGACAGACACUUUUGUUUCGUGAGAAUUUCUAUCAGUCUGCUGCUUUCUCUCAGGAUACAGCUCCACGUUCACCUCCCAUCAACUUUCAUUUGCUUCUUUUUUUUAAUGUCUGAUUUGUCCACAUUUGUAGUCAAAUAUCAGUAACUUUCCAUAAAGCAGCUCAUCUGUCAUCUGUUCAUAUCAACUUUUGUCUGGAAGAGACUGAAACUGUAAAUGUUUCGUUAGAAUUCACCAAAAACGUCUGACGACUACUAACUAAGUGAAACUCCUUCCCCAACAGGAUGUUUAUUGUUGUUCUGUAACUUUUAAUUACAAAGUGCUAUCUGUGCUUCAUUGAGCAGAACACAGAUUCAUUUCCGAAAACUAGAUCCUUUUAUUUAUUUAUUGGCACAUUUUUCUAUCCUCCUAGUUUCCAUUAGAUUGUAUGAACAGUUGAAUGAAUAGAUCUGUAACAUUGUUUGACUUGGACAUGAUAAAAAUCAGACCUUAAAGAAAGCUGUGCUCUGUCAGCAUUUGACAUUCUUUAAAAGGACUUCACAUUUUAAAUUUGUAUGCAAGAACAAGGAGAAACGCAGAGCUGCGUAAAGAGAAACAUUAUGCCAUCAAAUUUAAAGUUUUGAUAGACUUUUUCGGGGUGCUUCUGAACAGCUGUUUUUUUCUCAACACAUUUUAAAUACAUAUGUGGAUGGAAAACUGAAAUAUGCAGAUUAAAAAUGCCAAAUAAUAAAGAAAGAGUCCAAAUUCUUUUAAGGG
Messenger RNA from Oryzias latipes (Japanese medaka), 2160 nucleotides. RefSeq names its product isocitrate dehydrogenase (NAD(+)) 3 non-catalytic subunit beta (gene idh3b). Lineage: Eukaryota; Metazoa; Chordata; Actinopteri; Beloniformes; Adrianichthyidae. Gene Ontology annotation, biological process: isocitrate metabolic process; tricarboxylic acid cycle. The record is from RefSeq and is a predicted model, not a curated record. Gene Ontology annotation, molecular function: NAD binding; magnesium ion binding; oxidoreductase activity, acting on the CH-OH group of donors, NAD or NADP as acceptor. Gene Ontology annotation, cellular component: mitochondrion.